AUGCCGGGCACCACGCAAGAACCAACUCAAGUUCCAAUUUUGGACCCUACAUCUGAGAACAACGAGGAGAUUGAUCCAGCAGUCGACCGUGACAGAAUCAGAGUUCUAUCUGGUGCGACGGAGACGGCUGCAUCGUUCCAAUUCGAUGGCGAGGACCACACCCUGGGCAACGCGCUAAGAUACAUAAUCCAUAAGAACCCCGACGUCGAAUUCUGUGGUUACUCUAUCCCGCAUCCCUCAGAAGCUAAGAUGAACUUGCGUAUUCAGACAUACGACGGUGUCAGUGUAUAUACUGUGCUCGAGAAGGGUCUUGAGGAUCUUAUGAACAUGUGCGAUGUCGUCGAGCAGAAAUUCACCAUUGCACGAGAUGACUUUGUCAACAAGAUGGAGGAGUAA
Messenger RNA from Alternaria atra, 396 nucleotides. RefSeq lists its product as uncharacterized. The transcript has 4 exons. Gene Ontology annotation, cellular component: RNA polymerase I complex; RNA polymerase III complex. Gene Ontology annotation, molecular function: DNA binding; protein dimerization activity; DNA-directed RNA polymerase activity. The coding region runs from base 1 to 396 and encodes 131 amino acids. The record is from RefSeq and is a predicted model, not a curated record. Lineage: Eukaryota; Fungi; Ascomycota; Dothideomycetes; Pleosporales; Pleosporaceae. Gene Ontology annotation, biological process: DNA-templated transcription.